Molecule: messenger RNA, 1543 nt
Organism: Drosophila takahashii
Lineage: Eukaryota; Metazoa; Arthropoda; Insecta; Diptera; Drosophilidae
Gene: acs
Product: arcus
Biological process (GO): amino acid transmembrane transport
Molecular function (GO): L-amino acid transmembrane transporter activity
Source: RefSeq, a predicted model, not a curated record
CAUUCGGUUGAAUUCCCAUUGCCCCUAAAAAUCUGUUUAAAUCAGGAAUUCGCAAUCGCAAAAAAACACGGAUCUUGUCUCCUCGGGCUGCUUAAUUGCGUGUGAUAAAAGAUUUAUAGAGCCGAGAGCCCAAGUAGCUUUAUCAAAUACUCGGUCGCUACUUUAUCGUCAUGAACGACGAUAUAAAAACUGUGACGGUUUACCCAACAACAUUGGAAUUAACGACCCCAACAAAACCGGCGAAUGGCAGUAACGAUGAUUAUGAUCCUCAUCAGCACCGCGAGGUGAAGAAUCCCACGACUAACUGGCAGACUUUUGCCCAUUUCCUGAAGGCCUCUGUGGGCACUGGGGUUUUGGCCAUGCCCAGUGCUUUUGCCCAUGCGGGUUAUAUAAAUGGCACCAUUCUCACACUGAUCAUUGGAUCCCUGGCCCUCUAUUGCCUGCAUAUUUUGAUCAAAUGCAUGUACAUUUUGUGCAAACGACAACGAGUUCCCUAUGUCAGCUUCUCACAGGCCAUGAAUCUGGGCCUCAAACAAGGUCCACCCUGGCUGCGUUGCUUAGCCCCCAUUUCCGUACCCUUUGUUGAUGGCUUCCUGGCCUUUUAUCACUUUGGUAUCUGCUGCGUCUAUGUGGUUUUCAUAGCUGAGAGCAUAAAGCAGUUGGUGGAUGAGUAUCUUGUGGUGUGGGAUGUCCGAAUACACAUGUGCAUAAUAAUAGUGCCACUUUUGCUGAUUUACAGCAUCAAGAAUUUAAAAUUACUGGCACCUUUUUCCAGUGCAGCAAAUCUUCUGCUGCUAGUGGGUUUUGGCAUUAUUUUGUAUUAUAUAUUUGAGGAGCUGCCUCCUUUAAGUGAAAGAGAACCCUUUGUGGCCGCCUCAAAGUUGCCUACUUUCUUUGGCACGGUCCUAUUUGCAUUGGAAGCUGUUGGUGUGAUUUUAGCCAUAGAGGAAAAUAUGGCCACGCCCAGGUCCUUCGUAGGCCCCUGUGGCAUUUUGAAUGGUGGCAUGUCCAUAGUUCUGGGUUUAUAUGUACUUCUUGGAUUUUUUGGUUACUGGAAAUAUGGCGACGAGAGUCAGGGCAGUAUUACACUUAAUAUUCCACAGUCUGAAAUACCCGCUCAGGUGGUAAAGGUAUUCUUUGCAAUCACCACCUGGAUUUCUUAUGCCCUGCAAGGCUAUGUAACUGCCCAUAUUCUGUGGGAUAAAUACUUGGCCAAGCGCUUUAAGGAAAGCAGACAGUCGAUAUAUGAACUGAUCUUCAGGGCUAUUAUUGUGCUGCUCACUUUUGGCUGUGCUGUUGCCAUUCCUGAUCUAUCGGUCUUCCUCUCCUUGGUGGGAUCCUUUUGCCUGUCGAUCCUGGGCCUAAUCUUUCCCGCCUUACUUCAGAUCUGUGUCCAAUAUACCGAGGGCUAUGGACCGUUCCGGAUAAAGUUAAUCAUCAAUCUGUUGCUCUUGAGCUUUGGAGUUUUUGGCGGAGUUGUGGGCACCUAUGUGAGCAUUGUGGAUAUCAUUGCGGUUUACAAAUAAACUUCGAAUUUCAGUUG